AUGGCAACUUGGCCUGAAGCAAAUCAGAAGCGUCCACACGUGCGGUAAGAGGAGUUCGAGUAUAAAAAGAUGUUGUGUUUUGCGCCAGGCCGAUGCCAACCUUCAGAUAACGAAAGUUUAAUUUAAGCUCAGUUAAGCUAAACACAAAAGGAUAAGGUGUCCUCAAAAUUGCCAGGGGCCGUUUCGAGGAUCUGGUGUAGCGAUCCUGCUUAUAAACGUGCAACAGAAGAAGUAUUCAAGCGUCUUCAGCGGUGAAGACCAUUCCCCACACUGGCAGACACCAUCCUUGCCCCCUACCCUCCCCUCACUUCACUUAUGUGGGGUCUGUCUUCACAAGUCCAAGCACCCUCUAGGCUCUUUGUUCAAUCUUGAUCCUUUAUUAAAAUAAUGGUGUCAAAAAUUAUUUUUUUGAAAUGAACUGCAGGGCUUUUUUGUUUUGUCCGUAGAAAUGCAACAUUGGAGUUAACAGUAGACGACAGAAUUAGGAGUUCCAAAAGUAAACACUCAAAUGUCAGACAUACAGCAUUCAACAAUUUAGCUCUUUCUGUGGAACAAGAUGGGCAAGCACUUAGUGAAGUAUCGUCAUUCGCAGAAUCAUUACGUAGCCAGCCUGGUGAACUACAUGUGUCUGUGGCUUCUCAUACCACUGCAGCAGGGGUAGGUUUUAUUAAAUAGUAUGAUUCUGUAUGGGAUUGUCAUGUUAAACACAAAACAGAUAUUCAUGUUAACUAUGCACUUCUAAUAACUUAGUGCAAAAUUCAAAAUAUACUGCAGGGGCACCCAAUGAUGGUUUUCUGUAAAAAUUAAUAUCUGUUCGGAGAAGCAAAUAUUGUCUAGAGGCUUCUAUAGCUUUAGGAUGGCUAAAAAUUUCUAAUUGGUCGUUCCAUUCAUGUACAAUUUUCGACGCUUACCUAUUAUUUCCUACGAUUUUCUGAAGUUUAAUUUUUCACAUCAGGUUAGGCUAUUUUUCUUACAAAAAAGAAAACCUAAAUUUUCGGAUUCAAAAAUGUGAUGGAGAGAGAAAUCAGAAAAAUUCUCACUUCCGUAAUACAUUGAAUUGCAUCUAACAUUUUCAGGAAAAUAAUACUGAAGCCCUUGUAAUUUCAAAAAGACUCAAGUUCCCCUAGGAUGACCAAACAGAUACAAAUUUUAUAGCACCGCUCAGAGAUCCAAAAGUACUCUGGCCUGGAUAGCCUAAAAAGUUUUUUUUAAUGUAUUUAGGAGGAAACUGUCAUUGGGUUCUCUAUCUUCUUUGAUAUGGGUUUGGGACAUGUCUGUAUUUUUUGUUGUUGUUGUUACUCUAUUCAGGAGCCCAUAACUCAGAGCGAGCAACUUCCUUGUGCCCAUGCAACAGCUUUUCAAGAGAUCAAUAUAUUUUUAGAUCUAGUUUCCUGCAAAUUUUGACAAUAAGUCAGCAUAAACCAGAGACAUGAAAAUAGUAUUUCUUAUGAUUUGCAAGCAUUUACUUUUUUUUGUCAUUAUCGCACUAUGGAUGCAUACACAUACAGAAUAUUGAUGAUUCCAUUUUUGCAGUAAAAAAUUAUACUCCAAAAUGAUGCUUCAUGUGAAGAUAACUUGAUCUGUGAAAACACUGCACAGGUUAACAUUUAGAGUUGCAUGUUGCGAUUUAUGGGCUCCUGGUCUAUUAUUAUUAUUAUUGAUAAAUAUUUAUUAAUUUAUUUAUACUUUUUUUUUCUUUUUUAUGGGGUAAAUGCACCACAUAGAUAAUGUCAAGGUAACCUUUGAGAAUCACUAUAUAAACAUUCUUGUCUCAGUGAGGUGGCUUGUAGAAUGUCUCUCUGUUUCUCCAGGAAAAUUCCUUCUAGGAGGAGAAUGUAAAAGUUUUUCUUUACCAUUUCUGUGUAACAAACAUUCACAAAUGGAGAACAUUGUUUUUCUUUGAACAUGUCACUGGAUAUAUUUCUUUCAUAGAAUAUUCCUUAAUAAGCCCUGUUACCCUAUAGUAUAAAGCUCAAGACUGAGGGUUGUACUUGUUAUGUAACAGAAAUUCCAUAAGGGUUCUUAUGGGGAUUUAUUUGGCAAUUAUUCUUUGGGGUACAAAAGUAACAGAAUGAAAAUACAUCAGAACACAUUACCUUGUCUCCUUGUUUUAUUGUAUUUGUUUUUUUCAGCACGAUUCCAGAAAGUUUCAGUUCUGUCAGAUUCUCACUAAAAUCCCCACACAAACUCUUAUAAUAUUUCUGUCAUGCAACAAUGAUCUCUAGGUUGGGGUACCUGUGGUGUAAAAGUCAGGGUUGUCAGAAAGUUAUGAAGUAGACGGCUGAGUUGUGAAAGUAAGCGGCCAGUCCAGGGAUAUUUUACGUAAAAAACGCCAUCUGUAAAGAAAUGUCAAGCAGAGUAGCUCGGCGAUAUUAACCAAGUAGGCAUGAUUUCGGCGGCAGCCAGCUACUUUUGACAACCCUGAGGGUAUUGCUGUUGGUUAUUUUCUCUGCAGUCUUAUUCCAUUCUCAGAAGAAGCAGUUAUGUGUCCAUUGGCUGCAUCAGCCUGUUUGUUACAUUUCUUCUCCUUAUCAGUGGAGGAAUCUUGGUCGCCACCUAUAAAAAGAAAAAUGACCAAAGAAGUAUGUACAUCUUUAAGUCUGUAUGAUUAUAAACAACUUUUUCUGUGCAUGUGUGUUGAUGAUGAUAAAUAUCUGUAUAACGAAAGCUCUUAUCUCCAUUCAUGAGCCUCUCUUUGGUUAUCUGCAGACAUUGCUUUCAUUGCCCCAUUUUCCAUCAAAUUGUAUUGAUUUUUCAACAAAGUCAAAAUAUUAUUGUUUAGCACGAUGAAGCUACUAGUGAGCUUGAGCAACAACCAUGGCAGUGAUGGAAACAGGAAAAUAGAAAAGCAAUAGGUUAAUUAGCAAAACAAAGAAAUGUGAAUGUGCCUCACACCUUUUCGUAGAUCAGUCUCAUUGCACAACUAUUAAACUUGUUAACCUUGAUCAGAAUCCUGAAUGGCAAUGCAGUCUACCCUUUAAUCUAUAAGAUUAUCAUUUCAUGAAUGGCAAUUGUUGCAUUUUUGGUGUCAUCAAAAAUAGCAUUCAGAGUCUUACUCGUCCCUUUCAAGUGAUCCCUUUUAUGGUCUAGAAGAACUUAUGCUAUCAUUUGGUAAUAAACCUGUAGCAACAGCAGAACACUUAUGAACUGUGUUCUUUUCCACAUUCGAUUUAUAAACAAUAUUGAUGUUCCUGUUAGGUACAUAAAAUUGGCAACUGUAGUGUGCAUGUUUACUGGGUUCCCGACAAAGUAAAAUGUUUCUUCCCAACAUUAAUUUUGUAUGUUUUUCAUUGUAUCCUCCAUAGCUGUGAUAAUAGCCUGUGAGUUGCUAAGGGCAGCAGGAUUGUUUGGUUUUACAGGUAUGAAAAGUGAGAUCUUUAAUUUGUUUUUUCUCAGUACUGUCAUUUCUGACAACUCUGUAUUGAGAUAUGAGGUUUAAAAACUCAAAGGAUUAAGAUGUUGAAUUAAUCAUAUUUUAGUUUAUUAGCUUCGCCAAAAAAAAACAAACAAACAGUCAAACAGAAAGAACGUUGGCAGGGACACUGCAAAAGCCGUGGCCAAUUACAGCGGGCCCGGUAUGGUCCAUAUGGUGGGUCCAUAUGGUGAAUUAAAAGGGGUUUUGUUCGCAGUUUCUCACAUGAUAGUCACUUACAUUGUAGAUAUUGCUCACAACAUUUCGGCUGUGUACUGCAUGUCUUAAUCGGGUGAUAGUGUUGAUUUACUGACUACAACUAUUUAGUACCUUUGUUUGCUAGUGAUUGGUGUAUCAUGAACCCCACUUGGGGGGUGGGUUUUGACACUAUCGGCUGAUUAAGACCUACAGUGUGAGGUUGAAAUGUCACUUUCAAGAGAAUUGAUAAACAAAACCUUUUAUAGACAUAUCCCCAUGAAAAAAUUCAUAAUAUGGCAUUUGUUUAAUUUUUUAUAUUUUUCUUUAUUUUUAUCAUUAACCUAGCUGUAAAAGUAGAAAAAAUUUUUUUCUGCCAGUGCCACUAAUUUAAAAGACAUAGUGUUAAAAGGAAAUAGUACUUUCAAGUACUAAUGUCUUGCCUUUUUUUAGCUGGAGUAACAAACUGGUUAGGAAUUAAGCUGAUCUUCAACAGAAUUCCUGGAGUGUUUUUCAGGUAUGAUAAGACAAUCUAUGUGGCAGAUUUUGCUGAAACGAAAGAAAGUGGGAGACUUUCAUUUUUUCUAUUUUUUUUUUCAUCUAUUUGUAGUACAGCUCAUGGCUGUCAUGAUCCUCUAAGAAAAAAAUCAUUACUUUAGACAGCCAAAAAUCUCUGAACCUGUUAAAAAUGUGACUUGCUCAGCUUCAACUUUAACAUUUCAUGAUUGCCCAAUGGGAACUGUGAAUGAAAGCGAGGCCAGCGGACAGUUCUAUAGCUUCUUACAUGUUGUUACGCCACAAGCAGAGGCCCUUUGCAGAUCUUCAUAGAUGAGUCUGGAAGAGGAAUGGGGGUCCCUUCCUGUCCUGACUUAUUUAGGACAAUUGAAGGGCCGCUGCUCACAGGGUAACGUAUAAUAGACCUAAAUUUUCUUGUUAGUCACAAGGUUCACACACACCUUAAAAUUCCUUGAAUUUUAAAAUAAAAAUUUGUGGCCUUGAAAGUCCUUGAAAAUUGCAGUCGCUGCUGGAAGGUCCUUGAAUUUCAAUGCUAACUUUAUAGUGUAUGUAGAACUCCAAAGAGAAAGGAACAAACACAGAAAGACCUUCAGGAUAAAAUUGCUCAUGUUGUGGAAGAACUAAAAAGGAUGUAGACUCGAGGCUCUUUUUUGCACUGAAUGGAGUCCUUGAAAAAUUGGAAAUGUGUCCUUGAAAGUCCUUGAAAAGGCCUUGAAUUUUUUGCUCAAAAAGAGUACAAACCCUGUAGUUAAUAAAACUGAGCUUAGAGUUAUGACUUGACAUAAGUUAAAGACAAUUAAAAGUUUUAUGUUGCUUUUUGGCUUCAUUAGUAGUUAGCAGUGCUACAAAGUAAUAUUAUGUUAUCAAGUACUGAGUUCUGAAGAUCGUUAAUUUUUAAACCUGAUUUAGGAAGAUUAUUAAAACAAUGAUUUUAUAAGUUACGUUUAUUUUUGUAGAAUUACUUAUUGUAUCCUGAUGUCUCUUUGACAGUGGUGCUAUCACCAAGCACUUUACAGUUGCGAAGAAACUGAUGGCCAAUUUUGUUUUGGAUGGAUUUUUCAAUCCAUUACAAGUGAAGAGAUAUCUAUAUGAUAAGAUUCAAAACCAUUUAACUGCAGAGCACAUUGGUAUGUGUUAUCCAAGUUGAGAUUAUUAUUGUUGAGUACACUGUAUUGAUUCAAUUAAGCACCCACCAUAUAGGUAAGAAAAGGCAAUAAGAGCUAAGCUUCAAGUAAGCACCCAGCCGCAACCCCCUCCCCAAAAUUGACCUUACUAACAAUGAGAUGGAAAUUGACUAAAAUUUAAUACAGUCGAGCACUGCUUUAUGGACACCCGCUUAAUAUGGACUCGUUGUCAUUAUGGAAGUUGCUUUGUCCAUGGAGAAAUAAAGCCUUUACAUUUUCUCUAAAUUCAACCCGCUUAAUAUUUACACCUCAUUAGUACAGACACUUAGGGAGUCAUAGUAAGUGUCCGUAUUAACAGAGCUUGACUGUACUACUGGAGACUUCCCUGAAGACAGAGUUUUCUUAGUAUUUUAAAGACACUUUCAAUGAUUAGUUAAAAUGAUGAGUUUUUUGUCAAUAGCGUAACCUUUUACAAUUAUUGACUUAGCAGCCACUGCCCAGAGUUUGGGGACGUUCAUCAGUGAUAUCCUGAAAACCUUAUGUUUUAUGAAAAUUCAGCAACAUGGAUAGAAUGUCAUAGAAAGAGAAAAGUGAAUGGGGAGAAAUCAAACAGAAAAUCAAACGUUAUGCGUGAAGCUAUAAUACAACAAAAUAUUUACCUACUUGCACUAGAAACAUAAGAAGAUCGACAAGCCGUAAACAAAGUUUAGGAUAGGUUUUCGUUGAUUAUGGCUUUUUCCUAAAUGUUAGCUUUUUGUUUGUUUGUUUUUUGGAAGAUCUGCCGUAGGUGAUGAAUUAGUUGAGUAGAGACUUUUUUAUUAACACCUGAUGGUUUUUCUAACAGAUAAUCAGCUGGAUGAACUUCUUAAUUCUUCAGGCGUAGAAUCCAUCAUAGAUGAGCAGUUAGAAGCGUUUAUGGGCUCAGCUGAAGGUUUUUUAUUGCUAUAUUCAUUUCUCCCUUUUUUUAUUCCCUUCCUGAGUUCAGUUAGUUAAAAUGUGGAAAGGCACAUGAAUAUUAUACCUAGAGCUUUGACUUAAGUGGUGGCAUUUUUUCGGCGGUUGUCUCAUCAGGGGCACCCAACGAGAAUAUAGUUCAAAACCACUUAAACAUAGCAUUGUUAAACGUAUUUUAGUAUUAAAACGGUAGAUAUAGGCAAAUUUUUAUCCCCUAAAAAUUUUUCAUCUGUUCGGAUUUCCUAGCUGAAAGGCUAGUGAUUCGAAAAUUAUAGGGAUCAAAACUUACCUAUUCGAAAAUUUCAGCCAGAAAAAAGGCUCCCGAAAAUUGGAGGUGACCAUUUUAGGGUAAAAAUCCGUUAAAAAUGGGCAAUUAUACCAUUUUUUAGAUGUUCGAAAAUCCCAGGAGAGGCAGACAAGCAAGAAAUUUUGGAAAAAAUGCUCCGAAAAUUUUAGAUCUCAAAUCGUCUUCCGAACAGAUAUUUUCCGAAAAUUGUCGUUGGGUGCCCCUGUCUCAUGAAUCGCUGUUGGCUUAUUAGGCAUUUUGCUGCCUCAACAGCAACAAAACACUCCUAGUCCUCUCUAGCUAAGCCGUAGAUAACCAGCUGUUUACUUUCCAAAGCCAAGUUCAUAGCAUUUAGAAUUAAAGAUGGAACUUAGUAUAGUUUAACAAAAACAUCAAAAAAGUCCAAGUUGUACAAACACUGAAAAUUCAUGACACAAAGGCUGAGAACAGUAAAUGAAACACAGAACGAGGAAGUAGAGUUUGGGAAGAGGCAAAGAUUAAAGAAUGGAUGGGAUGUUUUGUGUUUAUGCUCCACCUCAACAACAACUUGUAAAGUUGGCAGGAUUAGCUCAGUCAGUAGAGCGCUUGACUGCAGAGCGGGAGAUCGCGGGUUCGAUUCCUGGGGUUGGACCAAUACUCAGGGUCUUAAACUAACUGAGAAAUGAAGGUAAUGCCUUUGCCCUGCAAAUGGCUAGACCUUCACGUGGCUCGGAUGACCACGUAAAAUGACGUUCCCAUCUCCAGUAGGAGACGUCUUAAAAUAUAGUGUCCCCAAUUAGCACUUUCGUGCUAAAUACGUUGACGCUCAAAUAAAGUCAGGAGAGGAUAAAGGAGACAGAGAAGGCAUCCCCCGUACACACCCUAUUCCAUAGGUAAUUCGUUUCGAGUUAUUUUUAGAAUCGGGAUAAAGUUACCUCGCGCGCUGCGUGGAUGUUUCGUGGAGGUUUCGCAUGACUGAACGCCGUGCAAAACAUGUCGGGCGAAAGGCAAUGAAAGCGUAAAGAGAUCGAGAGCAUUCCUGAAUAUUGACGCGAAAUGAGUCGGCGCUCACCUAGGAAAAGGGAAUCGCAAGACUCUUUGACAACCCGUGAAAUCAGUUUAACUUGAAGUUUUCGUAACCUCAGUACUUUAGUAAAAUGAGAAAUUUCGCCGGUCUAUUGAAACCGGUCGUUUGUACAAUAAAGCAAGUAGGACGCCAAGAGUUAUUUUUGUUGAAUAAUAAAAGACUAAUAAAAGAAUAAAUAUCAAACCAGAAAUUGCUCUCUUCAAACUGUAAAUUAUGAAUGAUCCUGAGAGAAUAUUCAGUGUGUUAAGGAUUUCCCUGCUGUACUGUUAGCUCUAUGCAAGAGAGGAAGGGCGAUUCUUUUUUAAUUUCCGUUUCGCUGACACAGCUUUAGCAGAAAUCUCUCUGUAGUCGUUUUCGUCGACAAAACGAAUAGCAAAUAUCGCUCUCCGCGUCUUCCGCCAUUUUGUUCUGCGUCAAUUUGUAAAGGACGCGUGGCUCUGAGCGUGGGUCAUCCACGCGGAACACAUUCGCGCUAUGUGAUUGGCUGUUGUCUAAUCCCCCUUGGGAAAUAACUCGAGACGAAUUACCUAUGGAAUAGGGUGUGUAUGGGGGAUGCCUUCUCUGUCCCCUUUAUCCUCUCUUGAUAAAGUGCAUUUUUUAUUUUUUAUUUUUUUUAUUUUUUUGGUAAGCAGAGGUAUAUAAGUGCUUGUAUAAUUGAACACGGUAUAUCUAGGUAGGUUUUGAUGUACAAAGUAGUCGCCAGAAAUAGAGCCAUUUGACUAGAAUUAAAGGUAAAAAUCUAUUUUUUCAGUUUCAGGUCGAGAAGCUGUACGCGCGGCUUUACACAGGCUAAAAGCCGUUAAAAUCUUAAAACUGUUUGAAGCAGAGGAAAAAAUGAAUAAAAUACAGUAAAAUGACAGAGAAAAGGAAAGAAAGGGGAAAACACAAUGAGCACAGUUGUGGUGCCUGAGCAGAAUUAGCAGAAUUUUUUGGGCAGCAAAAGGGCAGCAAAAUUUAAUAAAUGCGUCAUGAAUAAAAUGCGCAGGAAACUUGUCAAACGUUUUCAAAAUUCCAGCUACAGUGAGGGACAAAAGUGUUGAGACACCCUUUUUGCAUAGUAGACAUACCUAUCCCCUUCCCCUGUCUACCCCAACCCCUUCCCCCUCCCCUUCAAAUCAAUGUUGUAUUUUGGACCCUCAAGUCUUUCUUUUACUUCAGACAACUGUCAUUGAUUCGGGGGGUGAGGGGAUUUACGGCGUUUGAAAGGAAUUAAAUAGUAAAUGAAUUAAAUGUUUGAUAAAAGCACCCGUUUUAAACAAGUGUGUCAACUACUUUUGUUUGUGAUUCUAGUUAUAUAAGAGUAGAAAGUUUUGUUUUGGCACUGUUUUUUUUUGUUGUUGUUGUUUUUGUUGUUUUUUUUGUUUUGUUUUUGUUUUUUCAUGCUUUGUUUUACCAACUGCAUAAGUUGCGUCCCAACUGCGAUAAUCUUUGCAUUUAUUUUGACAUUGCUUCUAAUUAUAGGCCUUAGACUACGUAUGAUCGGGAUCAGCAAAGCUAAGCUAAAGCCGAUAGUGAAACCACAUCUUAUGAGUAUGAAGACAACUAUUGUACCUUUGGUAAGACACAACUUUUUAUAAAAAAAAUUCAGUACAAGCUAUUACAGUUGCUCUUUCAUUACAAAACAACUUGCAGCCCAAACUAUUUCACUUAUAUUUUUGUGUAUACCGGUGUUUGUGUUUCAGUUACUGUCUUCUAUAGAGUCGAUGGAAUUAUUGAAUGCUGAACAUCUAAGAGAACAAGUACGUGUCUUAUAAUCACAUCUUAACGUCGCUUUACUGCAACAACGUAUCGUUUACAUUUCUGUAAACUCCUCAAAAGUGUGAUACGUUGGUCUUUUGUUGAAUGCCCAGACUUCCAAAGGAUAUUAAUAAUGACUGCUGUGUGUCGAAAUAUUCACAGUAAUUUUCAAGGAGUUAUAGUAACUCCUCUAGUGGAGCUAACUCCUUACAGUGGAGUUAUUUUUUGGGGAGUUAUUUUAACUCCAAAAAGGAGUUUAAAGAACUCUUUUUCAGGAGUAAAAGUGACCCCAGAUAUUGAGGAGUUAAAAUAACCCCAAAAAAGGAGUUGUCCUGUACCUAAAAUUUUUACUCCACUUUCAGAGUUGAAUUAACUCCAAAAAGAGUAAAAACAACCCAUGUAAGGAAUAAAAGUAACCCCAUUUCGGAGUUUUUUUUUACUCCAGACUGGGAGUUAAAAUAACCUCAAAAAAGCGGUUAUCCUGUAACUAAAAUUUGUACUCCAUUUUUGGAGUUAUAAUAACUCCCUAAGAAUUACGGUGUUGUUUUGAGUCAAAGUACUUUAGGAAACUUAAAAUCUACAUAAAUUAGAAAAGCACUGCAGUUGCAAUAAAAUGAUCUCAGAUGAUCUCGACACCACAAUUUAAAGACUCAGAUAAAAACAUACUCCAACCACUCCCGUGGUUUGGGCGGGAAAGGAUAAAAAUAAAAGCCCGUGUGUUAGAAGCUAUUUAUAAGAGUAAAUGCAGUUGUGGAAUACCAGCUAAUAAAAUGCAGGACUAACAGCCCCACGUUACUACUCUCCUUGUAAAUUUUUUUUAGUACAACUGUUGGUUGUUUUUGCUCAGUAUUUGUUAAAGUGCUGGUAUUUUUCUUCCAACUGCUAGAUUGUAGACCUGAUAUUAACAAGGACCCAAGAGCUGUCGGCAGAGCAGCUUAAAUUUGUAAGUAAACAGUCUCCACUGAUGUUAACUGACCAGGAUUUUCUUUAAGGGAGCCUCGUUUAAAAUAUCUUUGAUAAUUUGGUGGUGUAAUCAAGUAACGAACUCAUUGAAGAGUCUAGCUAUGAUCUGAACACUUGAGCCCAUUUUAUGAAUGGUGGAUCGAAAACGGUACAAUAAAACCUAAAUUUAAAUACGGUCAAUUUAAGUGCCUCCUCAUUCAUUGACUUCCCCACAAGUGGGCAAUUUUGGGCGAUGAAGUUGCGAAAACGUGCGACGAAAGUCCCAAAUGUUUGAGUGAGAAGUCGCCCAAAAAAGCGACGAAAUUUGCGCGAAAACAAGCAUGUCUGACGGAUGGCCCCACCAAAACGGAAUUCUAGAAAGUCUACGUCAUUUGCAACACUCAUGUUGACUAUCCAUACAUUUGUAUGUGGUUUGUUAUUUCCACUGCACGUGACUCUUGCCACGUGGUUUUCUUCCACGUGACUCUCCUUAUUUUGUCCAGCUCAUCAGGACGUGGUUCCCUUUUGAUUUGAUUAAGACUCUUUCAAAAUCACGUGACUUUCCUUAUUUGUUCAGGUGCUGAAAGCCGCAGUAUACAGCCAUUUGAGUUGGAUUGUUUUCUGGGGAAGCGUGUUAGGAGCUAUUGUCGGCUGCCUCGCAGAACUCGCCUCUGUGUAUGUCAAAGGCACGUGACUUGUGGAAUAAAGAAACGUUAUUCAUCUUGAAUCAGGUUCUGUGCCUCUAAGAGAUAUAUGGAACGAGCGUUACUGGAAACGCCUCUAUUUUCACUGGCUAAUAGACCUGGAGAUCUCUGUACAGAAACGAAAUGCCUUUUUUAAUUGCAAUGAGAAACUGGCUUGAAAAACUGCAGAGGGUUUGUUGUAACUGGACAUUGCAAGUCCCUGUGUGAAUUCAAAACAAACGUUGAGUGAUCGCUUAGUGAGAAAGUGUACAAGAUGACUGAAGCAAAGGAAAUCAAGAGCAAAGUUAAAAGUGAACGUUGGGGCACACGAAGACAUAAUAAUUGAUCAUUGUUCUUGUGACCAACUGUCCACUCGUGUCAGUUCAUUAUUCUGUAAAAUUAAUCUCAGGCAUGAUCUUAAACAGCAACUUAAGGUGAUGCUCAAAUCAACUUCUUAGAUUUUGUCGAUCUUCACGCUACACUUACGCAACGACCCAUUAAAGAUGUCAAAUUGGUGCCACGGAAACUGUGAAGCUAUAGUGCAUUCGAGGUGUCUCAAACAUAAAAGAAAAAUCAGCUCUUCAAGGAUUUGCUAAUAAAUACAUUAUCGAGG
This is a messenger RNA of Porites lobata, 11528 nucleotides long. The record is from the annotation of a GenBank genome assembly. Lineage: Eukaryota; Metazoa; Cnidaria; Anthozoa; Scleractinia; Poritidae.